Sphenostylis stenocarpa is the source of this 708-nucleotide messenger RNA. NCBI's taxonomy places the organism in Eukaryota, Viridiplantae, Streptophyta, Magnoliopsida, Fabales, Fabaceae. The record is from the annotation of a GenBank genome assembly.
AUGGUGGCGGGAAUCGCAACCUUGAAGCUUAACCUCUCCGCAUUUUCCUCUUCAAUGUCGAUUUCCACCGCUUCCUUCUCCUCCUCAUCGUUCCCUUCUAUUCUUCCAAUGCGAACCCCUUCUUCUAAGCCCCGAUUUCUCAGGAUUUACGCCUUGACCAGCAACGACAUCAAGGUGGGCACCAACCUCGAAGUCGAUGGUGCUCCUUGGCGUGUGAUGGAAUUUCUCCACGUUAAGCCUGGAAAAGGUGCGGCGUUUGUGAGGACCAAGCUGAAGAAUUAUAUCACGGGGAACACGGUGGAGAAAACAUUCAGAGCUGGAAGCUCGAUUGACCAAGCAGAUGUAUACAAGGAAACAAAGCAGUUCACGUACAAAGAUGGUGCUCAGUUUGUCUUCAUGGAUUUGAGUACAUAUGAGGAGUUUCGGCUGGGUGAAAAGGAAAUUGGAGACAGAACAAAGUGGCUAAAAGAAGGAAUGGACUGCAAUUUGCUGUUAUGGAAUGGAAAAGUUAUUGAUGUUGAACUCCCUAUCACAGUUAAGCUUAGUGUAGUUGAUGUGGAUCCAGGACUUAAGGGUGACACAGCCCAAGGUGGAACAAAACCAGCCACACUCGACACUGGUGCUGUUGUCAAUGUCCCACUCUUUGUAAAUAUCGGUGAUGAAAUAUUAGUUGAUUCAAGAACUGGACAGUACAUGAGCCGUGCUUAA